This is a messenger RNA of Marasmius oreades (fairy-ring Marasmius), 366 nucleotides long. RefSeq lists its product as uncharacterized. The transcript has 4 exons. Lineage: Eukaryota; Fungi; Basidiomycota; Agaricomycetes; Agaricales; Marasmiaceae. The coding region runs from base 1 to 366 and encodes 121 amino acids. The record is from RefSeq and is a predicted model, not a curated record.
AUGAACCUGAACGACCCUUACCUUCCUCCAUCAGUAUCAUCCGAACCUACGCUGAACAUUCUCGAAGACAGUUUGGUCACUGAGAAAGCCGGAGCCUUGCUGAUUUCUCGAGAAGAACUGGCACGGACGAAAAGGCAAGACGAUGUAUCAUAUCGACGUCCACGGUGUGCAGAAGACUUCGAUGCGGAUUCGAUGAGAACCAAGCGGAGUACACUCAUGUCAAUGCACCACAGCUUCAAAGCUUAUACACCCGACGAGAAAACACUGCUUUUCAACGUCAAGGCUACCUUCACGGCCAGUAAAAGGACAAUAACAUCGAUUGAGUGUCGGCACGCCCGAGGGCCCAAAAUGGGGAUGUGCGUAUAA